AUCCUUGACAAAGACAAAAAUCAGAAAAUUUACUUGGACCCAUUGCCAUCCAACUCAAGAAAGAUAACUAAGGGCAACUGGCUUUACGACGAAAUUGAGUUAUUAAGGUCAGUUAAAUAAUUAGUUUGCCACACAUUAAUGUAUAUAUUUGACUUAACUAUUAAUAUAUAUAUAUAUAUAUAUAUAUAUAUAUAUAUAUAUAUAUAUAUAUAUAUAUAUAUAUAUAUAUAUAUAUAUAUAUAUAUAUAUAUAUAUAUAUAUUGCCCGAAUAUCGUCUGAGUAAGGCGUGAAACUUGAGUAGCAAUAAUUAAUUUUAAGAUAUAAAUAUAUCUUGCUCUACUAUAAUAUUAGUGUUGAGCACUUUAUUAUCUAACAAAUCCUUGCACUAAUUACCUUCAGUCCGCUAUAAAAAGGAACAUGGUAAUAAUAAUCAUACUGCAUUAAUUAAAAAAGUAUUUCCAAGCUGAUUGAUUUUACUUUAUGAUGCAUGAACUUCUAUUUCAUUUACUUUAGCACGACGUUCUCGUGUCUCUUAGAAUGGCCGGACGUCGGAAAAUGGCCAAUCACUGAGCCAGCACACCAGUUUCAAACAGACAAUUAUAACUGCGGGAUUUUCACCUGCGUGGUAAGUCGAUCGAUCAUUUAUUGUUAAGCCUGGUUCACAUAUACCUGCGGUAUGUCGGCGGGCUUUGUCGUUAUAGCAGUUCAACCAAAUAAUUCACAAAAAAUGUUUGCAUCAACAGCUGUAUGCGCGGGCAUAUCGCAGGCAUGUGUGAACCAGGCUUUAGCAUACCAAUUCACUACACGCCAUUGCAGUUCAUGCAUGACGUAUAAGCUAACUCGAAAGGAUCUGUGACGAAAUCCCGGCGUAAUCGAUUUGAAACGGCUUAGCUUUUCAAUUAAAGGGCCAUUAUAUAAACAACCCCUUUUAAUUUGUAGUAAUAAUUACGAGCGCUAAUCCUCAAACACAUCAAUCAAUCAAUCAAUUAAUCAAUCAAUCAAUCAAUCUAUCCAUCAAUCAAUCACUUCCUCGUUCCCUGCAGGGUCUGUACGAGGUUGAAUCAAUCCAUCAAUUCUUAAUGGAAAAUAAGUCGUCAAUUUCUCUUUUGAAUUGACUGUAAGAGAGCAUAUUUUUCGUACAUUUUGAGGCAGCUCAUUUCCAUGUAACUAAAACUUCUUUUAUCAUAUAGUUCGUUCGCGGUUUUGGCACAAAUAAAGUGUUUUCAUGCAGAGUUUCACAAAUUGUAUCCUGUGCUGCGGGAUUCAAACAAUUCACGGAGAUAAUGCGGAGUUAAUUCAUUAAUUGUUUUAAACAUCAAUAUAUGGCUUUAUGCAUGCUUUUCCCGGCGUGUUGAAAGAUUAUCCCAGCUCAACUUCGCACUAAAAAGGUCACUGGGUGCUAAUUCUAUUCGGCUAAUUUACAUCCAGGCAAAGGAAAGCGGAGUGAAAAGUCUAUCAAUAGUCGCGGGCGCGCGUGCAUGGCUAUAUAGUACACGCGGGUACGUAGACCUCACACUGAUCUAAAAAAUAUGACAUGUACAGAUUGUCAGGACUAUUCAUAGUCAUCUGAUAAAAGAUACGAGAAAAUAGUUCGUAGAAUAGUGCUGCAAAACUUUUUUAACUUGCUUUUGACUUAGUAACUUUGAUUUAAGAAAGUCAGUUAAAAGUAUGCACUCCCGCGAGAAACGUUUGAAAACUAAAAAUGCAUUUGUUUAUUUUCGCCUCGUCAAAAAACGGUAUUCAGCUUAGUUUUUUGAAUGGUUCAACAGUGCUUGCUCUUCAAUCAGCUCCCAGGAUCACACGCGCUGCACGUUUUUGGAGUUGAAAUAUUUGUACCAUAUCACAACAUCUAUUUGAAUGAUCAGUUGUAAUCUCCGUAACAACGCGUAACAACCACCAAAAUAGAAUAAAUGUCUUAAGCAAAAAUGCAUUUUAUGACCGACGAUGAGCUCUUUUAUAAUUAACCCCCUUCAUAACGUUUUGACUAGUUAGUUCCCAAAUUAUAGCAGCCUUUAAAAUUUAAUUGACAUCAGUAUACGUAUAUAGUAUACGUACAAGUGUACGUAUUGCGAACCAUCUUGUUUGGAAGAUUCUACAGGUCCUCUAGAAAUGUAUGAUGCAUGAUGGCCCAUGGAGGAUCAGGUUGCAGACAGUAAUCACAUGGGACCGGGUAAACCAAAUGACCCGUUAAACAGUAGCCUGAAUUGAUAUCGUUAAGAUGACCCUAAAUUCAGGCUAGUUAAUUAAACAGGCAAAAUUAAAGGAAAUUUAUUAACUCCUGCAUAUAUGUUAUAAAAUGAAAUUUUGUUCAUAUAGUUUGCGAGACGGAUGAUGAACCGUGAGAAACUGCGGGGUAACAUAGACCCAUUGAAAGAAAGAUUGAAUAUCGCAAAUGUUCUAUUUUCUUUGGUAAGUAUACUAAAAAUUGGAAUAUUUCUACAGUACAUUUUCAUCUGAAAAAUGCGGAACAGUCCGUUCGCAGCUUUGUUCACAUUUUGUAAUAUCCAAAUAAUGAACUUUAUAAACGAACGUUACCCAAAAUAUAAAUAUAAAAAUUAAUUUUUGAAUUUUGUGCCUUAAUAUGUUGUUAAUUUUCGGAAUAUUUUCUAUCUUAUAUUUCGCGAAUUUCUCUAGGCACUCUGCUAGAAAGGAUAAUAUAUGUGUUGUUUUUCCUAUAGUCUCGAAGAUCUGGCUCUAUUGAAGAAUCUAGUUAA
This is a messenger RNA of Paramuricea clavata, 2714 nucleotides long. Lineage: Eukaryota; Metazoa; Cnidaria; Anthozoa; Malacalcyonacea; Plexauridae. The record is from the annotation of a GenBank genome assembly.